Molecule: messenger RNA, 717 nt
Organism: Paramacrobiotus metropolitanus
Lineage: Eukaryota; Metazoa; Tardigrada; Eutardigrada; Parachela; Macrobiotidae
Product: twitchin-like
Exons: 2
Coding region: 154-471 (105 amino acids)
Source: RefSeq, a predicted model, not a curated record
UAAAAACAACUUGCAACAUUUUGGUUAAGGCUAAUAGAGCAAGUUGCAACCGUUUCGCCCCAUUGUGCAAAAAAUCCAGUCGUGAUCUUAGUUAUUAUCCGCGCUUUGCUUUUUUGCUGUCGGAGCUUUAGCAGUUAAUUACAGCUUAUCACAAUGGCCUCCGGAAUGCGCUACUCGCCGAAAUGGACCCAGAAGCCUACCAUGAACGAGGCUGCUGACGGGAAGAAUUUGCUGAUUGAAUGCCGUUUGACCUCUGACUCGGAGCCGCAGAUCGCCUGGCUGGUCAAUGACGCCCAGGUUCAAGACGGCGGUCGGUACAAACUGGUCUUCAAGAAGGAGAGCGGCAACGCGUAUUACGCCAGCCUCAACGUCUCCGACACGCAGAAAAAGAGCAACACCACCAAGUAUGAAGUGAAGACCAGGAAUGAUGCCGGCGAAAGCAGCGCCACCGUUAACUCGUUCUUGGGCUAAUAAAAAAACCACAGACUACUCUCUGACUAAUUUUCUCUCGCAGUCAUUUGUACGUGUAAAUGUUUUUCUAUGCGGUAACACGCGCUGCUUAUGUGACUUUCACGUAAUGCAUUUCGUAAAGAUAAAUUUGGCAUGCUGUAACGAUCAGCGGUAUUAAGGUAGCCGGAGACAAUACCGGCAUCGGCUGUUGUCUGGUGCAGUACGGUUGAUUUUUCUGCUGACAAGUAAUUAAACGAACGGCUAAGA